ACUGCCACAAUGGCAGAGUCUAAAAUAAGCCCAUUUUACAGCGGAGGUGGAUUCAGUUUGACCCAGAGUCCAACCGCGUCUCGCAAGCCGCCAGUCCAACGGAACCACCGAAGAUGAGCCAAAGAAUUGUAAGGGAGGUGUCCACGGCAUUACGACGCUUCACGCAGGCGAAUAUCCGCAGUCUUGCUGUGGAAGAUUCGUCGGGGAAUGCGCAUCUCUCUCUCUCUCUCUCUCUCUCUCUCUCUCUCUCUCUCUCAUGAUGCUCCUCGCCUGGAACAGAGUUUCUUUUUGGGUUGGACUCCUAGAGUUCUGACCCACCCUGUCACAUUGGCCGUCUAUAUAUGCCCCAUCCACCUCCUUCUUCGCAAGCUCAAGCUGUAGCUGCAUCCUUCUCUCCACUUUUGCCAGUUUGGUUGCUGCUGGCAUGCCUUUCCAGCUGGCGGUAUCUUCCAUGUUCUUAUGGUGAAGAACUGAAGCAACUUAAUACUGAAUGAGUUCCAAGAGCACCUUUAAAUCUAAUACAGCCCUAGAGGGUCUUCACGGAGUGUAUUUGGUACCUCAUUCACCAUUUGCAUCACAAGAGAUCAAUCAACAUGGUGACGCCCAUCAGUCAACUUGUAACAAUUCAGUUAUUGGAGCAAGUCAGCUAGUGUUAAUGCAACGAAUAUGGCAGCAAAGACCUGGAUGUUUGAGGCCCAUCCAAUGCAGUCUUCAUGGUGAUGAGAAACUUGUAGAAAAAAUUGCAAAUGUGCUUACUUCACUUCCUUUUAUUGCCCUUGGAAUCCAAGCCCCAAGGCAAAAUCUGAAUACCAAGUUGUAUGCUAAUUCCUUAAUUGGAGUUGGAGUUGCCUCAAGUUUGUAUCAUUCUUCAAGAGGAGAAUUUAGGAAGUAUCUGAGAUGGGCUGACUAUACAAUGAUAGCCACUGCAACACUUUGUCUCUCGAGGGCAAUCAGGAAUGAGAAUCCAAAGUUUCUGAUGUUGGCAUCAGCUUUAUGUUUACCCAUCCAACCUCUGAUGGUUUCAGCUGUCCAUACGGGGAUGAUGGAGGUAGCAUUUGCAAAAAGAGCAUUUGAAGAUCCAGACCUGAGAAUGGCUCAUAACGUGCAUAAAAUGUCGUCGUUGUUGGGUGGAGCACUAUUUAUCGCUGAUGAUGUCUUUCCGAGGACUCCAUUUCUUCAUGCUGCUUGGCAUCUUGCUGCAGCUGUUGGUAUCGGCACGUGUAACAAACUUCUUGAGUAAUGUGUCUCAAUUUGGGACUGCGUGCAUCAUUGUGAUUCUUUGCGAUGUCAUUGGCCUGACUUGCAUAUUAGGAAAAAUGUUAGGAGGAUUUGAUAUCUUGGAUGGGGUACUGCAGUUCAGUGGUUGAGCCCUUGUUGGGUUCCUUGCAUAGUUCAUUGGGUAAUUGGUGUAACUGAAAGAGUAAAUAUUUUUCUGAAGCCGGUGUCAUCAUCAUUCAUCCAUUCAAAUUCUGAAGAGGAAUGUGCUCCCAAUACGUACCAAAUAUUAAUGAUGUAUCGACUGAACACAUAAUUAUUUUACUGUCAGGCUUGGCAUUAAAUAGGUUCUAGUUUUGGCCACCUCAA
This is a messenger RNA of Malania oleifera, 1584 nucleotides long. RefSeq lists its product as uncharacterized. Lineage: Eukaryota; Viridiplantae; Streptophyta; Magnoliopsida; Santalales; Ximeniaceae. The transcript is spliced from 7 exons. The record is from RefSeq and is a predicted model, not a curated record. The coding region runs from base 491 to 1240 and encodes 249 amino acids.